AUGAGAAGCUCUAGUUUUGUAUCUCUGGAUGGCAGUUCGGGAAAUUCAAAAAAAAAAAAAAAAAGGUUGUCCAAUGAGAGCUCCUCUUGACAAAAUAUAGAAAAAAAGUUAAGAAAAUUAAAAAGGAUUAUCUUGUAAGUGGCCAAUGAGAGCCCCCGUCUUGAGUCUUGACAGCAAAAUAGGAGAGAAAAAAAAGGGCAAAAAAAUAAGGGAACCCUUAAAAAAAUCUCGAAUCUUCCAAUGUUAUGUGACCUUGUUAGGGAAGGCUUCAAUUUCUUUUCUUUUUAUUUUUGGUUUUUUGAAAAGGGGCCAAUAUAGGCCAAUAUAUAAACUAGUCUUGGUGCUUGACUCCGCUUUUAAGGUCAUUUCUUCUUCCUUUCGCGCUUGCUUCCUGAAAACGAAGCCUCCUCUUCGCGCUUCCUCCUCUUCCCUAACACUCACUCAAUUUGAGCCGGAGAGAGCCACACAGAGAGAGAGAGAGAGAGAGAUGGGUCAAACCGGGGCAUUGGAUAGGGCGGAGAAGCUCCGGAAGGACGGCAACACCUACUUCAAAAGGGGUAAAUACUUGGCCGCCAUUGAUGCCUACACUGAGGCAAUCACACUGUGCCCUAAAGUCCUCGUUAAUUAUACCAAUCGUGCUCAGUGUCAUCGCGUUCUUAAGGAUUGGACCAGAGUCGAAGAAGAUUCCAGGAAAGCUAUUCAGCUCGAUAGUGAUUGGGUCAAGGGCCACUAUUAUCUGGGGCUUGCACUACUGCAGAAGCAAGAAUAUCCUGAAGGAGUUAAGGAAUUGGAGAGGGCUUUGGAUCUUGGGAGAGUUGCUGAUCCUAAGGGUUAUAUGGUAGAAGACAUAUGGCAGGAGCUUGCAAAGGCAAAAUACAGGGAGUGGGAAGAGGCAUCAAGUAAACGUGCAUGGGAAUUGCAAAGCUUGAAAGAAGCUUGUGAAAGUGCUCUCAGAGAGACACAUGAUGCUUUUCAGAUGGAAGGGUUUCUGGAUGAAGAUGGUACUACCCAUAUGAAACAGUUAGAGGCUUUAGGAAGAGUGUUUGAAAAAGCUGCGGAAGCUGACACAGCAAGUGAGGUGCCCGAUUAUUUAUGUUGUAAUAUCUCACUUGAUAUAUUUCGUGAUCCUGUAAUUACACCAAGUGGUGUUACAUAUGAGAGAUCAGUGAUCCUGGACCAUCUUGAGAAGGUGGGUAAGUUUGAUCCUGUUACUCGUGAGCCAGUUGAACCGUCGCAGCUAAUACCAAACUUUGCCAUAAAAGAAGCAGUCCAAGCUUAUUUAAAAGAACAUGGUUGGGCCUAUAGAACGUCGUAAAGGUUGACUUCUUGCUAUUUGGAACUAAUAGUCCAUAGUUGUGCUAAAACAUGUAAUGGACUACACUAGUGUGGCAGAGUGCAGUGGAAAGUCUUAUCCUUCUGAAUUGUACAGAUAAAUUGUAUUGACAAUGAGUCAUAGACUUAAUGCUUUAUGUAGAUUUGUGUCCUGAACUUGCACACUACUGUGUAGCGCUUAGCCAGUAAGAGCUGACAGUGCCUUAUGGAGUGUAAGAGCACCUAAUACGUGCUUUCUCAGUAAGCACUUUCAAGUGCAUUUACAAAAUGGCAAAUUGUUAUGAAUGAGAAACGCUCAUACAUAUGCGAAGUUGCGGGCUGUUUUACUGUAUUUAUUUCUCCUGCAAAAUACUUCAUAGUUUGGCUA
Molecule: messenger RNA, 1699 nt
Organism: Rosa chinensis
Lineage: Eukaryota; Viridiplantae; Streptophyta; Magnoliopsida; Rosales; Rosaceae
Product: E3 ubiquitin-protein ligase CHIP
Exons: 8
Coding region: 146-1315 (389 amino acids)
Biological process (GO): protein polyubiquitination; proteasome-mediated ubiquitin-dependent protein catabolic process; positive regulation of proteolysis
Cellular component (GO): cytoplasm
Molecular function (GO): protein-folding chaperone binding; ubiquitin protein ligase activity
Source: RefSeq, a predicted model, not a curated record